Molecule: messenger RNA, 1866 nt
Organism: Lachnellula hyalina
Lineage: Eukaryota; Fungi; Ascomycota; Leotiomycetes; Helotiales; Lachnaceae
Gene: plh1
Product: Phospholipid:diacylglycerol acyltransferase
Exons: 2
Coding region: 1-1866 (621 amino acids)
Biological process (GO): triglyceride biosynthetic process; lipid storage
Cellular component (GO): cytoplasm; perinuclear endoplasmic reticulum
Molecular function (GO): phospholipid:diacylglycerol acyltransferase activity
Source: RefSeq, a predicted model, not a curated record
AUGUCCUCCCUGCGCCGCCGUCUCUCAGGAACCGCCAAAUCCGCGCCCACCGAAGACUCCCCCGCCAAAGCCGAACAGGUACGCCUCGCGCCUGAGUCAAAAAUCAUAGACUCCCAGCACCCGAAAAGUCUCAAGCGGCGCAAUGGCCUGAUAUUCUUUCUCGGUGGACUCUUUGGGAUCGUCGUCGCCGGCUUCUUUGCCGGACAAUCCGAUCUAAUUGAUUUCCCGGAGCUAGGAGACCUAAGCAUGGACAGCUUGAUGGAUGUUUUGCCUGCCAGCUUUGUGCGGGAUGCUCGAGACUUGGUACAGGGAGAACGGGAUGCUGUGAACUAUGAUUCUUUUGCAGUGGGGUUGAACUUGGUCGCGCAGGGAUUCAAGGCCGAGCAUCCGGUCAUCAUGAUUCCGGGAGUGAUAUCUACGGGAUUGGAGAGUUGGGGAACGACGAACAGCUCGCGGCAGUAUUUUAGGAAACGGUUGUGGGGAAGUUGGAGUAUGAUGAGGGCGCUGGUGCUGGAUAAGGAGAGUUGGAAGAACCAUAUCAUGCUGGACAAGAAGACCGGGCUGGAUCCGGAAGGUGGUAUCAAAUUGAGAGCUGCGCAGGGUUUUGAUGCUGCGGAUUUCUUCAUUACUGGUUAUUGGAUAUGGAGUAAGAUUCUGGAAAAUUUAGCCACGAUUGGAUAUGACCCAACAAAUAGCUUCACAGCAGCUUAUGACUGGAGACUAUCCUAUGCGAAUCUCGAAGUCAGAGAUCAGUAUUUCACGAGGCUAAAGAUAUAUAUCGAGAUGGCAUGCAAGGUCUCGGGGGAAAAAGCGGUCCUUAUUUCACAUUCUAUGGGUGGUCAGGUGCUGUUCUAUUUCUUCCAUUGGGUCGCAUCCGCAGAUGGAGGCGCUGGGGGUGAUGAUUGGGUUGACAAGCAUGUUGAUUCUUGGAUCAAUAUCAGUGGAUGUUUGCUGGGUGCGCUGAAAGGUCUCCCAGCUGUCCUUUCGGGGGAGAUGAAAGACACAGCUCAACUGAACGCCUUCGCUAUUUAUGGACUGGAGAAAUUUCUCGGUCGAGAAGAACGAGCCGAUAUCUUCAGAGCCAUGCCAGGAAUCAGUUCGAUGCUUCCGAUUGGAGGAAACACCGUAUGGGGAAAUCACACAUGGGCACCUGACGAUCUCCCAGGGCAGAAAGUCAGUUUCGGGCCAAUAUUGAAUUUCAGAAAUGUAAAUGGUUCAAGGUAUCAGAAUCUGACGGUGGAUGACAGUCUUGAGUAUCUUAUGAAUAACAGUGAGCCGUGGUACCAGGACAUGGUGAAAGGUAGCUAUUCCCACGGUAUUGCGCACACCACUGGAGAAGUGGAGGCGAAUGAGAAGGAUCCGAGAAAAUGGAUUAACCCUCUGGAGACGCGUCUGCCUCUUGCCCCAAAUUUGAAAAUCUAUUGUUUUUACGGAAUCGGCAAGCCGACCGAACGUUCCUACUUCUACCGCCAACCCGAAACACCUUUGUUGUCCCUCAACAUAACCAUCGACACUACGCUAACGCAAGAUAAUAUUGACCACGGCGUUAUUAUGGGCGAAGGCGAUGGGACCGUCAAUUUACUUUCCAAUGGCUACAUGUGCAACCAGGGUUGGAACAUGCACCGCUACAACCCCGCCGGAGUAAAAGUCAAGGUCUACGAAAUGCCACAUGAGCCUGAUCGUUUCAGCCCUCGUGGUGGGCCAAAAACUGGAGACCAUGUAGAUAUUCUCGGUCGCCAGAGCUUGAACGAUUUGAUCCUGAGGGUCGCAGCGGGGAAGGGCGAUGAGAUAGGAGAGAAUGUCGUCAGUGAUAUCAAGACGUACGCGGAUAGGAUAGAUAUCAGGGAAGAGCCGGAGUAUCUGUGA